AAGGAUGCAAGUUGAUUUUGCCGGCUUGCCAACUCUUUACAAAGCAUUUUGGAGCGGGAAUUGUUUUCUAGAUUUUUAGUACCCUUAUGUAACAAAACAGAUAUUUUAAGAUUUCAAACUUACAGUACACGAUAAGUAGAUUUCAACAAGAUGAUGGAAUCAGUAUUCCAAGUUCCGGAAGACACUCCGGCCGAAUACAAGAAUGAUGUUCAACAAACUCUUGAUUCAAUAGCAGAGCACAUUGAAGUUCGUGGAAGCAAUUUCCGUUGGUCUUUGGAGGAUUUUGAAGUUGGAAUGCCUCUAGGCCGUGGGAAAUUCGGUCGUGUGUUCCUAGCUAGAGAAAGAUCAUCAAAGUACAUGCUUGCCCUGAAAACGCUUUACAAAAAAGAAAUAGUCGCAAACAAAGUCGAAAAGCAAGUUUUGCGAGAAAUUGAAAUCCAAUCUCAUUUAAGUCAUCCGAACAUCUUACAACUACUAACUUACUUUCACGACGAUAAAAAGAUAUACUUGGCAUUAGAAUACGCAGCAGGGGGAGAAUUGUACAAAGCCUUGAAAAACCAGCCUGGAAAAAGAUUCAACGAGCAUUUGGCUGCAAAAUACAUUUAUCAAGUCGCAGACGCUUUAGAUUAUUGUCACAAGAUGGACGUCAUUCACAGAGACAUAAAGCCAGAAAAUUUGCUACUCACCUACCGAGGUGAUAUAAAAUUGGCAGAUUUUGGAUGGUCUGUUCAUGCACCGACUACAAAACGUCAUACAGUUUGCGGCACUUUGGAUUAUCUUCCACCGGAAAUGUUAUUUUUCCAAGGUUACGACAUCUUCGUAGAUCAUUGGUGCUUAGGAAUUCUUUGUUAUGAGUUCCUCGUAGGAAGACCUCCUUUCUAUAGUGAUUCCAAACAAGAAACUUAUGAUAAAAUCAAAGCUGUGAAUAUUAGGUGGCCAUCGCUAGUUACCUAUAGAGCUAAAGAUCUGAUUUCGAGGGUAGGUUUAUAUUUUUGUAUGCGAGAAAUUGACUUUGAAACUGAAAUUCCAAGAACCAUUAAACAGAUGAAGGUUUUUAUUUCAGCUGAUCAAAAAAGAAAGCCAUGAAAGAAUUCCACUGGUGGAUGUGAAAAGACACCCUUGGAUUCUUGCAAAUAAAGAUAAUAAGUAGUUGGUGAUUCCAUGUUUAUAUCAUUAUGUUAAAAUAUCAUUUAAAUAACUAUUAUAGAAUAUUAAUACGCGCGUGCACUGUGCACGCACCUACCUUCAUCCACGUUGUUAAACACCCGGGGUUCCCGGAAACCCAGCUUUCUUUCUAAAAUUUUUUUAAUAAUGCAAUUGAAUUCGUACCUUUUUCAUGUAUUCCAAGAAAUAAAAAUCAGAAGUGAGUUCCAAAGGAUCAAAACACUUUAAAAUAUAGAAAACACACAACAAAAUUCACCUGCUGUCCCUGGCGGACCUCGCGAACGUAACAAUUAUGCAGCAAAACGACGCAAAAUAUUUCACGUCGGGUUUUCGCACACAGAAUAUAACGAAUAAUUAAUAAUAAUAAAAUUAUUAUUAAAUUUAUUAUUUUUCAACAGAUUUGAUGUUUGUGGAUUAAAUAACUUGAUAAGAAAUGAAUAAUCCAUUCAAAUUUGAAUUUUUAUGGGGGGUAUCCGGCAACCCUGGGUGGGUUUGCGACAUAUGCAUGCUUUGUAGUCGAAUAUUGUAGCCAAUAAAAUUCCUUCGCAUUCAGCUGAAAAAAUGGUUUGGAGGCCCCACGCGAAAUUGUCAUUUUUACUCCACUUACAUGCAAAAAUGUACCGUUGUGGGCACUCCGCUUACCCACAUGCACGAACAACGGUUAAAUGAGCUGAAGAAGUGCAGGAAAAAUUGUAUUCAUUUUAAUGACCUAAAAAUACACAAAAAGUAAAUAAUUUGUUUACUGCACAAUGUUAUUGUUAUACAGAAAUUUUUAUAAAGAACUAAAUUAUUUUCAUCCUUUUUCUAUGACAAAAAUUAGUGAUCGUUUAUUUAUGUAUCGAGAUAGGCUCUCAAACUUAUUAAACCCCAGAAAAUUAGAUCACUGAACAUUUAUCUUUGUUAUAACUAAGGUAGGUUAUAACAAAUAGAAAAUAGUCAUCAAUUCUUCUUUAAAACAUUAUUUUCCAUCUUAUAUUGUAUACGGAAACAGUUUCGCUGACUGACUAAACUCUAGAAAAUUAUUAAGACUCAACAUUUAUCUUCGUUAUAAAUAAUUUAAGUUAAAAAAUAGGAAAUUUUAAUUAUUUGUACGUAGAAACACAUUCUUUUUUAUUGUUUAUGUAUCGCUAUAGCUCAUCAGACUAAUUCUGAUGAAAAAUAUUGUUAAAAAUUAAGAUUUAUCUCUGUUAUCAAUAAUAUAAGUAAACAAAU
Molecule: messenger RNA, 2376 nt
Organism: Belonocnema kinseyi
Lineage: Eukaryota; Metazoa; Arthropoda; Insecta; Hymenoptera; Cynipidae
Product: aurora kinase B-like
Exons: 6
Coding region: 151-1086 (311 amino acids)
Biological process (GO): protein phosphorylation; regulation of cytokinesis; mitotic spindle organization
Cellular component (GO): spindle microtubule; spindle midzone; spindle pole centrosome
Molecular function (GO): protein kinase activity; ATP binding
Source: RefSeq, a predicted model, not a curated record